AUGGCCUCCACCGAGUCCAUCCUCCAGGGCGUCACAGUCCUCGGCAGAGUCGACGACGCUCACCGAAAGAUCCUCACACCCCAGGCCCUCGCCUUCCUCGCCCUGCUGCAUCGCUCCUUCAACGGCACCCGCAAGACGCUGCUCGAGCGCCGCAAGCUGCGCCAGGCCGAAAUCGAUCGCGGCCAGCUGCCCGACUUCCUGCCCGAGACGCGCUCCAUCCGUGACGAUGCCACCUGGAGGGGUGCCGUCCCUGCCCCGGGCCUCGUCGACCGCCGCGUCGAGAUCACGGGACCCACGGACCGCAAGAUGGUCAUCAACGCCCUCAACGCCAACGUCUACACCUACAUGGCUGAUUUUGAGGACUCGAGCGCCCCGACGUGGGAGAACAUGAUCAACGGCCAGGUCAACCUCUACGACGCGAACCGGCGCCAGGUCGACUUCAAGCAGGGCCAGAAGGAGUACAAGCUGCGCACUGACCGCAAGCUGCCAACGCUCAUCGUUCGCCCUCGCGGUUGGCACCUAGACGAGAAGCACCUCACCGUCGACGGCGAGCCCAUCUCCGGCAGCCUCUUCGACUUCGGCCUCUACUUCUUCCACAACGCCUUCGAGACGCAGCGCCGCGGCUUCGGCCCCUACUUCUACCUGCCCAAGAUGGAGAGCCACCUCGAGGCCCGGCUGUGGAACGACGUCUUCAACCUCGCCCAGGACUACAUCGGCAUGCCCCGCGGUACCAUCCGCGGCACCGUGCUCAUCGAGACCAUCCUCGCCGCCUUCGAGAUGGACGAGAUCAUCUACGAGUUGCGCGACCACAGCUCCGGACUCAACUGCGGCCGCUGGGACUACAUCUUCAGCACCAUCAAGAAGUUCCGCCAGAACCCCAACUUUGUCCUGCCCGACCGUUCCUGCGUCACCAUGACGGUGCCUUUCAUGGAUGCCUACGUCAAGCUGCUCAUCCAGACCUGCCACAAGCGCGGCGUCCACGCCAUGGGCGGCAUGGCCGCCCAGAUCCCCAUCAAGGACGACAAGCGCGCCAACGACAAGGCCAUGGACAACGUCCGCGCCGACAAGCUGCGCGAGGUCCGCGCCGGCCACGACGGCACCUGGGUCGCUCACCCGGCCCUCGCCGCCAUCGCCACCGACAUCUUCAACAAGCACAUGCCCACCCCCAACCAGCUCUUCGUCCGCAGGGAGGACGUCAAGAUUGGCCAGAACGACCUGCUCAACAUGAACGUUCCCGGCACCAUCACCGAGGACGGCAUCAAGAAGAACAUCAACAUUGGCCUCGGCUACAUGGAGGCCUGGAUCCGCGGCGUCGGCUGCGUCCCCAUCAACUAUCUCAUGGAGGAUGCCGCCACCGCCGAAGUCUCCCGCAGCCAGCUUUGGCAGUGGGUCAGGCACGGCGUUUCGACUGCAGAGGGCAAGCGCGUCGACAAGGCCUACGCCCUGAAGCUCCUCAAGGAGUGUGCCGAUGGCCUGUCGGCCAAAGCCCCCAAGGGCAACAAGUUCCACCUCGCUGCCCAGUACUUUGCCGGCCAGGUGACGGGUGAGGACUACGCGGACUUCUUGACAACUUUGCUGUACAACGAGAUCACGCAGGUGGGAUCCCCGAGCCCGGCGUCGAAGCUGUAA
Drechmeria coniospora is the source of this 1629-nucleotide messenger RNA. Its product is annotated as Malate synthase, glyoxysomal. Lineage: Eukaryota; Fungi; Ascomycota; Sordariomycetes; Hypocreales; Ophiocordycipitaceae. Gene Ontology annotation, molecular function: malate synthase activity. The coding region runs from base 1 to 1629 and encodes 542 amino acids. The transcript is spliced from 4 exons. The record is from RefSeq and is a predicted model, not a curated record. Gene Ontology annotation, cellular component: peroxisomal matrix; cytoplasm. Gene Ontology annotation, biological process: glyoxylate cycle.